This is a messenger RNA of Centropristis striata (black sea bass), 2142 nucleotides long. RefSeq names its product zinc finger protein 232-like. Gene Ontology annotation, cellular component: nucleus. The transcript is spliced from 2 exons. Bases 368 to 1777 code for a protein of 469 amino acids. The record is from RefSeq and is a predicted model, not a curated record. Lineage: Eukaryota; Metazoa; Chordata; Actinopteri; Perciformes; Serranidae.
UUGAAACCCACUCAACUCCUCUGCCCCGGAAGUUGUCGUCUUUAAUGCGGCUAACUUCACGCUGUCUAAUCAAGACCGCAGCUCGUAGCAGUUUCUUUAUUGUUCGUGAGAAAGUUUGUGUUGUGAUCCGUCAGAGCCUCUGUGUGUCCGGAUAAACCUGUCUGAAUGGACUUUGUGCUGUUCACCUUUUCUUUCUGGAUGUUUUACCUCUGACUCAUCUCCCGGUAGAGUACAAACACGUUAAAGUUAGCUUAACAUGCUAGCUGGUUAGCACCGCGGCGCUAGUCAGAGUGACUGUUUGAUGGAGAGCAAACUGUGUUUCUGACGGAGUUUGUGUGGAGAAAAAGUUGGUGUCACUGUGUGAAAAAUGUCUAAAGUCCAAACGGUGAGAGCGCUGGUGGAGCAGCGACUGACUGCGGCUGCUGAAGAGAUAUUUGGGCUGUUUGAAAGAACGAUAGCAGAGUACGAGGAGCAACUUUGUCGUUCAAAAGAGAAGAACGAGCGACAACAGAAACUACUGGACGCUGUUUUCAACCCUCAGCUUCACUUACACAGAGCAGACGUCCAGCAGCUGUCGGUGAGUGAAGAAGAGUUUCCCUCUGAGCAGCAGGAGAGGAGCUGCAGUCUGGACCAGGACCAGGACCAGGAGGAGCCAGAGCCCCCACACAUUAAAGAGGAACAGGAGAGUGACAACCUAAAGACCCAGAGAGGGAAUCAAGGGUUCACAGAACGAGGAAUUCUGAUCCAAACUGGAGAACACAAUGCAGAUCAGGAGGAGCCAGAGCCCCCAAACAAUAAAGAGGAACAGGAGAGGAACAAGAAUCACCUUCUGAAGAUCCACAAGAGGUUUAAAGAGCUGAUAGAAGGAGGGCGGAGGAGGGGAAAGCAGGAGGACCCAGACCCCCCACACAUUAAAGAGGAACAGGAGGAACCUUGGAGCAGUCAGGAGGGAGAGCAGCUUCAGGGGCUGGAGGAGGCUGAUAUCUCCAAGUUCACAUUCACUCCUGUCCCUGUGAAGAGUGAAGAAGAUGAAGAGAAACCUCAGUCCUCACAGCUUCAUCAAACACAAACUGAACAGAUGGAAACAGCAGCUGGUGGAGAGGACUGUGGAGGACCAGAACCAGACAGGAACUCUGAUCCAGAUCCACAAGUCCAGCUGUCGAACAUGAACAAAGCCUCAGAUUAUUCCAGAGAAGAAGUCAGUGCUGAUUGGACAGAGACCAGAAAGCCUCAGCCUGAUUAUAAAGCUUUGAGAAACAAGUUUGAGAAACCGUUCCGCUGCUCCGCAUGCGGGAAACGAUUCAACCAGAACUCGAAUCUUAAGACGCACAUGAGAACUCACACGGGAGAGAAACCGUUUAGCUGCUCCGUCUGCGGGAGACGAUUCAUCCAGAAGAUUCAUCUGCAGAAUCACAUUAAAUGUCACACGGGAGAGAAACCCUAUGGCUGCUCGCUGUGUAAUAAAAGCUUCUCACGCUCUGAGUAUUUACAGUCACACAUGAGGACUCACACGGGGGAGAGACCGUUCAGCUGCUCCGUCUGUUAUGAACGGUUCACGUGGCUCAACCAGUACAGAAACCACAAGUGUGGCGGCGAAUCCUCUCAGCUCCACGACGUCUGGAGCCGUCAGGACGCCAGACAGACACAGACUGAACACAUGGAGACAGAAGCUGACGGAGAGGACUGUGGAGGACCAGGACCAGACAGGAACUCUGAUCCACGUCCUCUUGAGGCACGUGGUCUGACGUGGAACUCAGUCCUUGGACCGCUCUGGUGAAAAACUAUUCCGUUUUUGUUUGAGUUAACCCUUUGAUGCACAACAUAUUGACACGUCUUGGAAUGCACAACAUGGUCAAAAAUGACCCUCAUUCAUUCCCUUUAUGUUAUUUAAUGUUGCUGUGUGUUUCUGUGCUCUAUCUUUUAAUGUCAACUUAUUUUAUGAUUGAAUAUUCCAAGUGUUCUUUAAAUAUCUUGCUUUUGAUAACACCAGAUCAUUAUUUCCAUUUGCCUCUCAUACUUUAUGAAGAAAAAAGUUUGUAUUAUUACAUAGCUGACUAUUUGGCUGAGUAGUUAGCUUAGCAAGCUACUUAGCUAAGAAAUGAGUUAAGUAGUAAGCCUAGCAAGCUACUUAGCUAAAUACUU